AUGGGGAUAAGACCAGACCACAAGGUCUUAGUUGUACUCGAUCAUGGCCCUCGUUUUGCUAAAAGCUCUGAUAAUGUUGGUAAAUGUGAUAAAUCUUUAUGGACAUGGUGCAUUGAAGCGACAUUGGAACUGCAUCGGACUGUCUCUGAUCUUUUCCCGCAGGAACAAGAUCGUUCAUGUUCUCGUCUGCUUCGACUCGUCCUUGUUGAUUAUGUAGGUCGUGUGCUCCAACCUCAUUGGGGUACAGAACUUUUAUUAAAUGCUCUUUCUGCAACUGGUCUGCCUUCAACUAAUGAUGAUAACGAAGGUGCAGCUAUUAGUGGACUCACACUGGCCAUUGAAGCGCUCAGUCAACUUAGUGAUGCCCAAUUGGAACGGAAUCGAAGAGAGAUAGUUAGUAAACGUGAGUCUUGA
Molecule: messenger RNA, 414 nt
Organism: Angiostrongylus costaricensis
Lineage: Eukaryota; Metazoa; Nematoda; Chromadorea; Rhabditida; Metastrongylidae
Source: the annotation of a GenBank genome assembly